CGGAAGGGGAAGCAGCGGCGGCACCGGCGGAGGCGCCGUUGCUGCGGAACCGGAGCCUCCCGAAGGGUCCCGGCGGAUCCCGAAGGAUCCCGGUGCUACUGGCGGGGGCGGCAGCUGCCCCCCCGCGCCCUCAGGGCCCCCCGAAGCGGCGGGCGCGGCCGGUGCCCGGGGUGCCUCCCUGCCGCCGGUAUCCAGGGACUCGGCUCCGUUGCUGAGGAGGCGCCCGGGCCGGCCAUGGUGCGGCUGCACGUCAAGCGCGGGGGCGAGAGCGAGUUCCUGCUGGAGGCGCCGGGCAGCGCCCGCCUGGCCGAGCUGGCUCCGCUGGUCGCCCGCAUCCACAACGGGCGGCUGAAGGUGCAGCGCCUGUGCGCAGAGAUGGAGGAGCUGGCAGAGCAUGGCAUUUCCUUACCUUACAACAUGCAAGGACUGACAGAUGAGCAGAUUGAAGAGCUGAAGUUAAAGGACGAGUGGGCAGAGAAGUGUGUCCCAAGUGGUGGGAGCGUCUUCAGGAAGGAUGAAAUGGGGCGAAGAAAUGGAUUUGCUCCAAAUGAAAAAAUGCAGCAAGUUAUAAAGAAGACAAUAGAAGAAGCCAAGGCAUUAAUCUCUAAGAAACAAGUUCAGGCUGGUGUGUGUGUGGACAUGGAGACGGUGAAGGAUGCCUUGGAGCAGCUCCGAGGGGCUGUCCUGAUCGUGUAUCCCAUGGGAUUGCCUCCCCAUGAUCCCAUCAGGAUGGAGUUUGAGGAUAAAGAAGACUUGUCAGGAACUCAUGCUGGAACUGAAGUUAUAAAAGAAUCAGAAGCACAGUUGUGGUGGGCAGGAAAGCAGUUAGAAGAAACAAAGUUGCUCUCUGACUAUGUGGGCAAAAAUGAGAAAACAACCAUCAUUGUGAAGAUCCAGAAAAAAGGACAGGGAGCCCCGGGGCGGGAGCCUGUGCUCAGCCAUGAGGAGCAGAAGGAGAUGAUGCUGUACUACUACAGGAAGCAGGAGGAGCUGAAGAAACUGGAGGAGGAGGACGACGACUCGUUCCUAAAUGCGGAGUGGGCAGACAACCAUGCUCUGAAAAGGCAAUUUCACGGUGUCAAAGACAUCAAGUGGGGUCCAAGAUGAAGCUCUGCACCCCCCUUCCUAAGCUGCUCGGUUGAUGCUGUUGUUUGCAGCAAGGAGUUGUGUGUGGUAGAUUCCUCAGACAGCAGCUGAAACUGUCAUUUCUGUGGCCUUAGAUGUUCAAUAAAUGUUCCUAUUUCUCUGUGACUGCAGCAGCACUUUCCUCUGCAAAGAAAUGAACAGAUUCUCCUGAUGUUUGGUAUUCUAUUAGAAACUUGUAAUUUUGAUACAGAAGUGUCAAUCUGUUUCAUAGGUAAGAGAUGUAAAUAUGCCCUGGAGCGUUUGGUGGUGUUCAGAGUGCUCUUUAUACUCUCUUCUCACUCUUGCAUUGCUAUUGGAGAAGGUAAUUUAUUUUAUAGGAAAUCAGUUUCCCCUGACUAAUCCAGGGAGAUUUAACGUUUUUUAAUGUGCUUGUUCACAUUUCAACAUAGCGCUUUCCAAACUGUAAUUUUUAAAUGAAUUAACUUCUUAAUAAUUGUUUAAAGGAAAUGUUUUUAUAUAAACAUCAGUGACAUCCUCGUG
Messenger RNA from Zonotrichia leucophrys gambelii, 1626 nucleotides. It is a transcript of the gene CFAP298, whose product is annotated as cilia and flagella associated protein 298. The transcript is spliced from 7 exons. Lineage: Eukaryota; Metazoa; Chordata; Aves; Passeriformes; Passerellidae. Gene Ontology annotation, biological process: regulation of cilium movement. Bases 235 to 1107 code for a protein of 290 amino acids. The record is from RefSeq and is a predicted model, not a curated record.